This is a messenger RNA of Saccostrea cuccullata (small rock oyster), 2485 nucleotides long. RefSeq names its product protein PML-like. The transcript is spliced from 2 exons. Gene Ontology annotation, molecular function: ubiquitin protein ligase activity; zinc ion binding. Gene Ontology annotation, biological process: protein monoubiquitination. Bases 77 to 2239 code for a protein of 720 amino acids. The record is from RefSeq and is a predicted model, not a curated record. Lineage: Eukaryota; Metazoa; Mollusca; Bivalvia; Ostreida; Ostreidae.
CAUUACCUGACUUGAGUUCUGCCACGUAUAUGCAUCUAGGCAUACUAGACUUUUCACGGCAUUGCCAACAGUGGAAAUGGAUUCGUUGAGUAAAUGUUUGAAAGAAGAUUUUCUGACGUGUGCAAUAUGCUACGAGCUGUUUAGGGAACCAAAGACUUUGUCUUGUUUACACAAUUUUUGUGAAUCGUGUUUGGAAACCCUUGUUCAGAAAUCUUCGGAAAAAGACCAUUUAAGUUGUCCAAUAUGCCGGGAAUGUACGCCUCUACCAUCGCAAACGGUCUCUAGUUUGAAAACAAACUUUAUUUUUAAGGAAAUGGUUGCUAAGAUACCCCGGUCUAGAGGCCCGACUUCUUCAAGAAAAUGUUCUUUUUGCAUUCUUCAUUCGAAAGAAGUAGAGGCAACUCACAAAUGUGUAACAUGCAUGGAUUUGCUUUGUAGUUUUUGCACAAGACACAGACAUGUAUUUACUAGACAGAACGCAUUUCAUAAGGUAGUCCCCUUGAAAGAUUAUUUGGCGGGAAUGUAUAAAGAAGAAACCAAGUACGAGAUUCCCUGUGAGAAACACCACGAAAGAUUGCGCUUCCUUUGUCGGCGAUGCUCAGUUCCUAUAUGUAGAGAAUGCGCUGUUUUAGAACACAGGUCCCAUGAUUAUGCAUCCUUUGAAGAGGCAAGGGACUUCGUAAAAAGGGAAGUCGAAAAGAACUUGAAGGCUAGUAAAACAAAGAAAGAGAAACUCCAAAUCAUACACUCAUCACUGAUUUCUCAGGCAGAAGAAAUAUCGGCUAAAGAAUCUUCUCUGCUUGAUAUGAUCGAUUUCACUUAUAAAGAAAUUGAAUCUAAGUUGAAGCUUCAUCGACAAAGAAUUGAACAGGAAAUUAGAGGAAAGUCAAACGAAGGAAAGAAAAAUAUUGAUAUUCAUAUUCAAGAGAACUUGAACUCUCAAGACCGAAUAAAGGAAUCAAUCUCAUUUUGCGAAAACAUGUUGUCUAGAGGGAGUGAUUUAGAGGUUGUUUUCUUUUUGGAAGAAAUGAAAUCAUGUUUAUUGAAACAUCCAGAUCCAAAAGAAGUCCAACUGCAAAUUACUUUUCCAACUUUGAAAAUCAACAUGAUGAAAGAAUUCAAUGUUUUUCAAUUAACAGAUGCUGCUUCUGAUAAUGAUUCCUCAGCUAAAGCAAUGGAAGAUACAGAAACGUCAACAAGGAUAAACAACAAAGACCAAGAAUCCAAUGAAGAAUAUUUAGAGAAACCUUCUAACGAUACUGAAUUAAGUCACAAAAAAAGAAACAAAAAAUCAGAAGAAACAAAGAUGGAAACGUCACAGGACACAACGACAAAUGGAGCUUGUUCAAAAAGCGCAAGAAAACCAACUCAGAAAGUUAACAAGGAAUCGAGCAAGAGUCUAGUAAAUACUAAUUCAGAAAAAGCGUGUUCAGUAAAACCAGUUAAGGUUCAGAAGGCGAAGUCGCCAGAUCAAUCGAUGAAAUAUGAAGUUGCUAAGUGUUUGAAAACUUACGAGCAAUUAGACAGACACGGUGAUAAAACUCCAAGUUACACUUGCAUUACAUGGAUUGACAAAGCAACUUUUGCUCUUGUAGACGAGUUCAAUCAGAUAGCUCUCAUUGUUUCAUCCAAAGGGGAAACCGAAUAUAUUCAAAAGCAUUUGAUUAAAGGUAUAAAAGGUAUAACAAAGUUUGGAAAUUUUCUUGCUUGUAAAACUUAUGUUGGUGAAGUAAGAAUUUAUUCCUUUCCGGAACUAAAGUUGGAGAGAGUUUUUAACGGGGCCUUUGCGAUAUCAUCACGCUCUGCUGAGUUGGUGUGGGUCACAAAAGCAAAGAUUGUUGCAUUCAAAAACUCAGCCCUUGAGGAGAUGUAUUUUAAAGACGAAAACGGGAGACAACUCAAAUUACAAAUGCCUCUAUAUGUGUGCUGUUCUUCCAAUAAAUCAUUUACUAUCUCAGAUAAUGAGGCUAACUGUCUGUAUUUUUUCGACAAAAAGGCUCACAAACAACAUGUUAUUUCUGGAAGAUUCGGUGCCCUUUCGUGCGAUAAAGAAAAUCGUGUUUACAUGACCAAUUAUGACACUGACUGCAUCUUCAUCUUCGAUUCAAAUGGAGAGUGGUUGAAGACGAUUUCUUUAAACUGCAUUAUGAGAAAACCCAGGAGUAUAUCUGUGCUUGGAGAGGAAAAAAUUCUGGUUUCCAAUAGGGAGAAUGUAGCUCUUAUUUCGCUUAAAGGAUGAGUUUACAAAUAAUGAUAAUUGCUUCAAUCUAGAAUGGGAGGUCAAUUUGGUAUCCAGUGAAUCGGUUACUCGGUCGAAACUAUGUUUUUCGGUUGUAAAUUAACUUUUUAUAAUUAGUCGUUUUAUCGUGGGAAAAAAAUAUAUACAGUAUAAUAUUUGAACCUUGUAUUGACUUUUGCUCAGUACAAGGACAUAGAACUGAAGCUUAUUAAAGUUUUUGUUUAAAUUACAAUUUAUUUAUAAAAU